Molecule: messenger RNA, 2087 nt
Organism: Camponotus floridanus (Florida carpenter ant)
Lineage: Eukaryota; Metazoa; Arthropoda; Insecta; Hymenoptera; Formicidae
Gene: LysRS
Product: lysine--tRNA ligase
Exons: 9
Coding region: 65-1891 (608 amino acids)
Biological process (GO): lysyl-tRNA aminoacylation
Cellular component (GO): aminoacyl-tRNA synthetase multienzyme complex; cytosol; mitochondrion
Molecular function (GO): tRNA binding; lysine-tRNA ligase activity; ATP binding
Source: RefSeq, a predicted model, not a curated record
UAAGACCCUCUGACGCGAGCGCGUCACGUGGGUUAAAGUUUAAUCCCGCGAGGUAACGACGAUCAUGCUCGGCACCUUGGGCAAAAGUCGCGCUAUCGUGUCACAAACGCGCGCGUGGCUUGCGAACCGCGAGAUAAAGUUGCGUCAGACGUCCCUACGUCGGUUCUCCAACGAGCAGAAGAGACGUCUCAAAGCUGAGCAGAAGGCUAAGGAGAAGGCUAUAAAGGAGGAGGCUAAGGAACUUGUAGCAGCUAUCAACAAGAAUCAGAGUUCUAAGAAGAAUGAGAUCAAGGAGAGGAAGGAGGAAAAUAUUAGUCCAAAUGAAUAUUUCAAGCUCCGAUCGAAUAUCGUCAGUCUACUCAAAACCGCCGAUCAACCUUACCCGCAUAAAUUCGAUGUGUCGAUUUCUCUCACAAACUUUAUCGAAGAGUAUAGCAAGAAACUUAAGAAUGGUGAACAAAUGAAGGACACGAUAGAAAGUGUCGCUGGACGUGUCCAUGCUAUUCGAGAAUCCGGUUCAAAAUUGGUUUUCUAUGACCUUCGAGGAGAGGGUGUCAAAUUGCAAAUAAUGGCCAAUGCAAAACUGUAUCAAUGUCAGGAUCUAUUUGUAAGAGAUACAGCCAAAAUCAAGAGAGGCGAUAUUAUAGGCGUUAUCGGCUAUCCUGCCAAAAGUAAAACGGGCGAAUUUUCGAUUAUACCAUCUUCAAUUAUUCUUUUGAGUCCAUGUUUGCAUAUGUUGCCACAUCUUCACUAUGGUCUAAAAGACAGGGAAACGAGAUUCCGACAACGGUAUCUGGAUCUUAUAUUGAAUGACAAAGUUCGACGAAUCUUUCACAUACGCGCGCGGAUAAUCGCUUACAUACGUAAGUUUCUGGAUAAUAUGGGCUUCCUGGAAGUUGAGACUCCUAUGAUGAACAUGAUCCCUGGAGGCGCGACUGCCAAACCCUUUAUUACGCAUCAUAACGAACUCAACAAGGAUUUGUACAUGAGAAUAGCUCCAGAAUUAUAUCUCAAGAUGUUAGUCGUCGGUGGACUCGACAGAGUUUACGAGAUUGGUAGACAGUUCAGGAAUGAGGGUAUCGACUUGACCCACAACCCUGAAUUUACCACCUGCGAAUUUUAUAUAGCAUAUGCGGACUAUAAUGAUCUCAUGGAGAUUACGGAGAAUAUGAUAUCAGGCAUGGUGAAAGCCAUACAUGGAAGUUGGAAGAUAGAGUAUAAUACCAAUGAAGGCUCAACACUUACGCUCGACUUUACACCUCCCUUUAAGCGCAUUUCAAUGAUGGAGGAAUUGGAGAGGAUUCUUGAUGUCAAGUUGCCAGCAGCAGAUCAGCUUAAUAUACCAGAGGCAAAUAAGAUUUUGAGCGAUCUCUGUGAUCAUCAUAAGAUCGAAUGUCCUCCUCCUAAAACAUCAGCGAGAUUAUUAGACAAACUUGUUGGUUCAUUUAUUGAAGAUUCCAUCAUUAAUCCUACAUUCAUCAUUGAUCAUCCGCAAGUGAUGUCUCCCUUAGCAAAAUGGCAUCGAUCCAAGAAAGGUCUUACAGAACGAUUUGAACUAUUUGUUGGAACGAAAGAAAUUUGCAAUGCGUACACCGAAUUGAAUGAUCCAUUCAUUCAAAGAGAAAGAUUCGAGCAGCAAGCGAUGGAUAAAGCGGCCGGUGAUGAAGAGGCGCAAUUGGUUGACGAAACUUUCUGUACUGCUUUGGAAUAUGGUUUACCACCAACGGCAGGUUGGGGAUUAGGUAUCGAUCGAUUAACAAUGUUCCUCACCGAUACGAACAAUAUUAAAGAAGUAUUGCUCUUCCCUCACAUGAAACCAGACGAAAAUCCAAAUAAAAAUAAAGAGAUUGUUGAGGAUGAUAAAGCAUUAAGUGAUAAUGGGGAAAAAUAAAAUAAAAGAUAACUGCGGCUUAUACACAAAAAAUAUAUAUAUAUAUAUACAAUAUAUAUAUUUUUUAAUUUUAAAUUAAACUGCAUUGAAGAUAUAUAAACAGUGUUUUUCUUUCUUGUGUAUAUUAUAUUUAUUUGAUGCCCGACUACAGAACACUCAUUAUACAAACGAAUAUAUAUUUACAAAAUCGCAAGAA